Messenger RNA from Salarias fasciatus (jewelled blenny), 2577 nucleotides. RefSeq names its product calcium-binding mitochondrial carrier protein SCaMC-3-like. The transcript is spliced from 11 exons. Gene Ontology annotation, molecular function: calcium ion binding. Lineage: Eukaryota; Metazoa; Chordata; Actinopteri; Blenniiformes; Blenniidae. The record is from RefSeq and is a predicted model, not a curated record. Bases 209 to 1681 code for a protein of 490 amino acids. Gene Ontology annotation, biological process: transmembrane transport.
CCUGCUUCCUCCGCGAGAGCGAGGCGAGGAUUUUACCGAGACGGAGCCACCGACGGAGCGCCGACACCUCCCGGAACCGGGCCGGUACCAAACGUCCGAACCUUCCCGGACCGACUGCUGUCCGGAUCCGGGAGCUGCGCCCGGAUCUCGUGCGUCCGGCGAUGGGCGGCGGGUCGGUCCGCAGAGAAACACCCUGACGUCGGCUGCGAUGGGACCACAGUGGACCUGGUUUUCCCGGGCCCAGUGUCAGAGCGGCGAGCCUCCGGGUCCGGACAGAGAGAGGGAGAAGCGCUGGGCCGAGCUGUUCGACCAGCUCGACCUCAACAAGGAUGGACACAUCGACAUCGUGGAGCUGCGGGCGGGCCUGGCGAGCCGCGGCUUCUCCAGGAAGUCUCUGGAGAAGAUGGUGGAGGCCGGGGACACCAACCAGGACGGAGUGCUGGACUUUGAGGAGUUCACCCAGUACCUCAGAGCACACGAGAAGCAGCUGAAACUCAUGUUUCACAAGCUGGACAAGAACAAUGAUGGUGAGAUCGAUGUGGCAGAGAUCCGAGACUGCCUGCGCUCCAUGGGCGUGAACAUUAGCAUGAAUGAUGCAACCAGGAUUUUGUUGAGCAUGGAUAAGGACGGCACCAUGACCAUCGACUGGAAUGAGUGGCGGGAUUAUUUCCUUUUUAACCCUCUGACCAACAUGGAGGAGGUUGCGCGCUACUGGAAACGCUCAAUGAUGUUAGACAUCGGAGAGCAGCUGACCGUUCCAGAUGACUUUUCAGAGGAGGAGAAGAAGUCGGGCUAUGUGUGGCGGCAGCUGAUGGCCGGAGCCAUGGCUGGGUCCGUGUCCCGGACUGGAACCGCCCCGUUAGACCGCAUCAAAGUCUUCCGUCAGGUGCACGGCUCCUCUGAUUUCACCGGGAGCGUUUUGACGAGUUUUCAGGUCAUGUGGAAGGAAGGAGGGCCGUGGUCGUUGUGGAGGGGAAAUGGGAUUAAUGUUCUAAAAAUCGCUCCAGAGACUGCGAUCAAAUUCACAGCUUAUGAGCAGAUCAAGAAUGUGAUCCGUGGAGGUAACGAGACGAGAACUCUGAGGGUUCAUGAGAGGUUUGUUGCCGGCUCUUUAGCUGGAGCAACAGCUCAGACGGCCAUCUAUCCCAUGGAGGUGCUAAAAACCCGUCUCACUCUGAGAAAAACAGGUCAGUACACAGGGAUCGCAGACUGUGCCAAACAGAUGCUGCAGAAAGAAGGCGUCCGGGCCUUCUAUAAGGGCUAUUUACCCAACCUGCUCAGCAUCGUGCCUUACGCCGGCAUUGACCUGGCCGUCUACGAGACUCUGAAGUUCGCCUGGCUGAACAGGAACAUCGGCCUGGCGGACCCGGGGGUGAUGGUGCUGGUUGGGUGUGGUGCCGUGUCCAGCACCUGCGGCCAGCUGGCAAGUUACCCACUGGCACUAAUCCGCACCCGGAUGCAGGCCCAAGCCUCACUGAAAGGAGCCCCGAAACUCUCCAUGUUGGCUCUGAUUCGCAACAUCGUGUCCCAGGAGGGCGUCACCGGACUCUAUCGGGGAAUUUCCCCCAACCUCCUGAAAGUCAUUCCCGCCGUGAGCGUGUCCUACGUGGUCUACGAGUACACCCGGAUGAUGCUGGGGGUGGACAUUGAGGGUAGGAGAGGAGGGAAAGGAAAAAGCUAGCAGGAUGGACUGUUUGAGGUGGUUUUCGUCGACGUGCACGGAUCCGUCGGCGGCGCAUGAGGAAACGGGCCUUGACUGAGGAUUGUCCCGAAACCACGAAUCCCUUCAGGAUGGAUGAAUGGGAAGAAACAAAUAAGUUAUGUUAAUAUAUAAUCUUCUGAAGCAGCUUAACAUUGGGUUGAUUGGCAGCGAUUGGGGUGUGAUGCGUUACAGUGAGAGCAUGCCAGCACUGUGUGUGAAAGCAUUUUGCUGCUCCCUUGAAGAUUUGCAUGAACUUGCCAGAGAGCAGAGACAAGUGUUACUCAUCUUUGAAGCCAUGUUACAUUCCCUCAGCAUUAUUCUCUCUCCCAGGUGAUCUGCUAUAGAGAAGAUGGAGGGCUGAUCUAAUGCUGUGUUUUCUAAGAGAGGACUAUGACGCUUUCUCAACAAAUGUUACAACAGCAGAAACUUUCUGACUGACCUCGGGGACAAUACUGAAACAAAAGGAAAGACUCUCCUGGAUCCUGGAACAAGUACUACUGAAUAAAGCAAAUAUAAAGUUUUUAUUUUUUUAUCACAUUUUUACAGCAGACAUCAAUAAGCACAAAGGAUGAAUAAAAGCCGUUGUUUAUCUGUGUGCCGUUUGUGCUCCUAUACAAAGAAGACAUUUCUUAACUGAAAUGUUUGAUGUUCCAGAACCACUAAGUAUUACUAUAAACACUACAGUAUGCUUUGUAUUGAGAAAAAAAUAAAUUGAUAUUUAUUUUAUUGCAUUGAGCAUUUCUGAUGUAUCAAUAUUUAUGUUCAAAUCAAUGCAUGCAUUGUGUUUCAUUCCUAAAAGUUAUUCUGUUCAGCUUUUUCUCAUGUAUGAGUGUUACAGAUCCGUGUUACACAAGAUUUCAAUAAAUACAGCUUAC